Aspergillus viridinutans is the source of this 1782-nucleotide messenger RNA. RefSeq names its product putative DNA-directed RNA polymerase III RPC4. Gene Ontology annotation, biological process: transcription by RNA polymerase III. Gene Ontology annotation, cellular component: RNA polymerase III complex. The transcript has a single exon. The record is from RefSeq and is a predicted model, not a curated record. The coding region runs from base 1 to 1782 and encodes 593 amino acids. NCBI's taxonomy places the organism in Eukaryota, Fungi, Ascomycota, Eurotiomycetes, Eurotiales, Aspergillaceae. Gene Ontology annotation, molecular function: DNA binding.
AUGCCUCCCAAAUCCGUCCGUCGAGGCGCAGCAGCAGCAGCAGGAGGAGGAACAGCUUCGCGAAAAACCACCAGCCAAGCCGAAUCAAACACUCCUACUGGAUCCGCCUCAUCCACACCCCAACCGUCCACAGCAGCCGGUACCCCCUCCACACGAGCACCCGUGCAGCGCCUCCAGACUUUGAAAAAGCGCACACCCUCCGGCAGUAUCGGGCCCGCCGCGAGAACUCCCGCCGCGACAACGCCGGGAAAUGGAGAGCCGGCCAAGCCGACGCUGAAAUACAAGCCUCGCGCCGUGGGACGGCGCAGCAAAGAAGAGCGAGAUGCGAUUGAGAAGCUUGAGGCGGAGCGGAAUCGGGAGCGAUUGGCUGAGGUUGCGGCCAUGCGGCGAGGACGGGGAAAUGCGCAGCGAGGCAGGGGAGGCCCCGGGCGAGGACGCGGGGGGCCUGGGGUUCCGCUUGGAGGCGGGCGACGAGGCCGUGGUGGGCGGUUUGAACCGGAAUCGCGAGCGUCGUCUAUGUCGCGGAGUCGGUCGGUUAUCGAUAUAGCUAGUGGUGCGGCUAGUCGCCAUGUAUCCUCGGACGAGAGUGAUACGGAGACUAUGCUUCCCAUUGACCAGAUCGAGGUCGAUAGCGAUGAGGAGUUGGAUGAUGUCGCAGAUAGCAAGAAGGGAAAGGUUCCCUUGCGGUAUGCGAACCGGGAGAAGGGCCUUCGGCCUGUUCGUGUUGAGCGCCGUGAGCACGAGGAACGUGUGGUCAGUGUCAACAUGGAGUCCAGCACGAGUAAACCCGCCGAAGCUGAAGCCAAGGCUGAGGAUGAAGUGGAGGAAGUUCGUGCGAGGAAGACAAGGCCCGAAGACGAUUCUCUCUUCGUGCGGGACGACGAUGAGAUUGAGCCUCAGGUGAAAGAGGAACCUGUUGACGAAGACCAGACAAUGACAGAUGCCGCUCCCCAUGUCGGUGAAGCAACGCACGAUGAUGGCUUUCUUCCAGCACAAAAGGUCAAAGUUCGCAGACGACUAAGUCCCAAGUCUCCCGAGUCGGAACCCGCACCCGCACCCGCACCUCCAUCCAAACCUGCUGUGGCUAAAGACCCGAGAAGCUUGCUGCGCACAAAGGAAGACAUUGAAGAAUAUGAGAGACAUACCAAGGAUCUUGAGGCCAUACUGGAGCUCCUUUCCGUCGAGCCCAAAGAGCCCAGCGCAGAGCGAUUGGAGCUGGCCGAAGCGGCGGCGGACUUGACAGAAACACCCGAAACGGCAGUGAGUGACAAAGAGAAAGAAGAGAAAGCGGAGGAUGAGACUAAAGAUAAACUGGCGGGCCAACUGUUCCUCAUGCAGUUCCCUCCCAUGACACCCAACCUUAUAGUCCCGGGCACUGGCGGCAGCACGGAGGAAGCAACUACAGAAGACACACAGGCUGUCCCCGGGGCCACGCGAUCAGGCGAAGCCGCCGUUAAGCUUGAGAGCGGCGAAGUGGAGAUACUGGACGAAGCGGACGGAGCCACAAACAAAGAGCCGUCGAAGAUCCUCACCGCGGCGGACUGGCAGCUUCGCGCCGGACGGGUCGGGAAGCUGAACGUUCACAAGUCGGGCCGAGUCACGAUGGACUGGGGCGGGAUCAGCUUCGAGCUCGACCGGGCUACAUCGGUAGACUUCCUCCAGGAGGCUCUCAUCGUCUCGGCACCGGAAGAGGGUAUCCCAGAGGAAGAGAACCGGGUAUGGGCUAUGGGGCAGCUCAGUGGCAAGUUCACUGUCACGCCUGACUGGGGGAAGAUGCUUUGA